Messenger RNA from Belonocnema kinseyi, 789 nucleotides. RefSeq lists its product as uncharacterized. The record is from RefSeq and is a predicted model, not a curated record. NCBI's taxonomy places the organism in Eukaryota, Metazoa, Arthropoda, Insecta, Hymenoptera, Cynipidae. The coding region runs from base 229 to 738 and encodes 169 amino acids. The transcript has 2 exons.
CUCCAACUUCGACAUAAACAAAAUGCGAAUUUUCCGGAGCAGCUUUGAUUCCUUUUUCGAUGUGUGGCAUUGCUGAAGAAUUAAAAUAUGAAUUUAGAUCAAAGGCGAUCAAUUUGAACCAGAAAGAUAAGAGAGACAAGGAAAUAAUCAGAAAUCUGAUCGAAUUUAUAUUUUAAAACGAUAUUUUUGAGGUUAUGUAAUACGAUCAAGGGCGUUUUCUAUCACGAAAUGCCUGCAGAUGAAAUUCUAUAUUUGGACGAAUAUACAAUAUUUGUAGAAAUGGGGGAUGGCACUACUUUUGAAGGAAAUAUGCAUCCAAUGUCCGAAGAGUUAAUACCUAACUGGAUGCAGCCUAAUGGAGCGCGUUACCAUGAUCAGAUAUCCGCUUUUAUACGAACAGCAAAGGAGCCUAAAGAACCUGAAUAUACCGGUCAUACUGGCACAUUACUGCGACGGUCAAAUCGUCCAUCCAAGUUUAGUGAGCCUUAUCCUUACGGUACUGAUGGCCCAGUGUACGCUCAAAUGCGCUUAGGAGGUGCCCUCAAAACAAAAUAUUUUACAGCAAAAUCUUUCCAAAAGUAUUUGCCGACAAGAUUUCAUUUUCUUCACUUCCCUUGUUUCCCACCUACCAACCAGAUCUAUAUAACACGACCAGGAGGCCCUGUGUAUACUGCAAGAUUAGAAGAGUAUAAUCCUUCAGCGAAGCAUAUCGGUAAAACUUCCCACGAACAUAACUGAAAGCCCCAAGAUAUCGCUAAGGAUAUCUGACAAGGCAGAAAUAACAAUAUC